Molecule: messenger RNA, 1623 nt
Organism: Aspergillus versicolor CBS 583.65
Lineage: Eukaryota; Fungi; Ascomycota; Eurotiomycetes; Eurotiales; Aspergillaceae
Exons: 4
Coding region: 1-1623 (540 amino acids)
Biological process (GO): transmembrane transport; carbohydrate transport
Cellular component (GO): membrane
Molecular function (GO): carbohydrate:proton symporter activity
Source: RefSeq, a predicted model, not a curated record
AUGUCGCACACCCAAAAGAAAGAUGACCUGGGAAGCGCGGAGAACGUAGAGGACGCGCAGGCCUCACCUGCCGCACACGAGCACGAGCACGAGCACCCGGAGUGCAGUCUGGACGACCUCAGUGUAUGGAAGUGCGUGAAGCAGAACCCCAAGGCAAUUUUCUACUCGUUCCUCAUGUCGAUCGGCCCGACGGCGUUUGGAUUUGACAACCUCGUUGUCGGUCUGGUGGCCUCGAUGCCCGGUUUCCAGAUGGUCUUUGGAGAGAUGAUCGACGGCAAGCUCUUUGUGCCCUCGCUUUGGCUCGCCCUCUGGAACGCCAUGACCGCCGUUGGUAUCAUGGUGGGUGCAGUGACCAACGGGUACGUCCAGGACCGCUUCGGGCGCCGCUGGUCGUUCUCUCUGGGUGGUGUCAUUGCGACGGUUGGAAUUGCCAUCUGCUACAUCAGCGACCGGAGGGACCUUCUGGGCGGCCGGCGCAACAUGUUUCUCGGGGGUAAGAUAGUGCUUGGUGCCGGGCUGGGCAUCUUCCAAUCCACCAGCCAAACGUACAUUUCCGAGAUUGCUCCGGUGAGGAUUCGCGGUCCGCUGCUCUCCAGCUAUACAUUCAUGAGCGUCGUUGGCCAGCUGGUCGGCACGUCAAUCGUAUACUCGCGUGUGACAAUGCUCGAACCAGCCUCCUACCAAAUCCCCCUCGCUGCCCAAUGGGCCUUCUCUGGGGCAAUCAUCCUCAUCGGCCUCAUCAUCCCCGAAAGCCCGGUCUACUAUCUCAAGAAAAACAACAUCGAGAAGGCUGCACGGUGCUACCGCCGCCUGUACUUCGGCUCUGACCACUCCGUCGCACUCACAAAGGCGAAGGAAACCCUCGAAUAUGAACAGGCCAACGAGCUACACGGAAAACAGUCUUCCUUGCUGCUAGAGUGCUUCCGCGGAGUCAACUGGCGCCGCACUCGCAUUGCCGUCCUUGCCGUCUCCCUGCAGCAGUGCCUGGGCAUGAGCUAUAUCGGCCACUGCUCGUACAUUCUGCAGCAGGCUGGGAUGGCCGCUAACAAGUCGCUCAUGCUGAUGCAGGUUGCGAUCGGUGUCGGCCUGCCAGCGAAUGUCAUAUCUUGGUUCCUGAUGGCUACCUUGGGCAGAAGAACCAUUAUCCUUUGGAGUACACUUGCGGUUGGACUCUUGUGGCUGGCGUCCGGUAUUGCCGGGUGCUUCCCUUCCAGCAAUACGGCACUUUUGUUCGUCGGCAUCGCCAUGAUAAUCAUCAUGUUCACCUUCGGUCUAGGAGUCGGCGGUGCAUAUCCCGUCGUCGCCGCCGAAGUGUCCGCAGCGCAGCUUCGCGCCCAUACGCAGGGGAUUGCCUACAUGGCUGGCGGCUUCUCAACAUGGCUCUUCUCAUUCGUCGUGCCUUACAUGUUUAAUACUGACGAGGGGAAUCUGGGUGCGCGCACGGGCUUCGUCUUCGCGGCGCUGUGUGUGCUUGGCGCUGUCGUGGUGUUUAUGGAGUUCCCCGAGACCAAGGGCAGGAGUUAUCGCGAGCUGGAUGAAAUGUUUGAUUGCAAGGUCCCUGCGAGGAAGUUUGGCGAUUAUGUAUUUACGGAGGAAGGGGUGGGUGCAAAGGGGGAGGUAUAG